AUCACCAUUUGGAUACUUAAACUCAUCUACUAACGCCAUCUGACAGUCGCGCAGUAAAACGGGAUACUCCUGUCAUCGAGGAGGGCCUUGCCGGUGAAAGACAUCACGUGCUUGUCGUGUGUUGUGCACGGGAGGACAUUUAGAAUAAAGUAAAAAAUAUUGGCAGUUGAGGGGUUAACGCGUCGUCGACAAAGUAGGUCAUCUCUGUGUGGUUAGAAAGCAGAUGCGAGAAAGUGGGUAGGUAGGUUUGUACACUGCGCAGGGAUUUCUCUUGAUUCCCCUUUGGCAGCCUUUCAGACACUACCUUGCUGUGUGUGCAGUCCGUUAUUUUCACACGAUCCACCUGACUUGGACAGAUCAACGUGACUGCAUAUAAAUAUGGCCGGCAAAGUACCCAAGAUGAAGCUUUGGUACUAUCCGAUGUACAGAUCAGGGCGCUGUGUUUGGCUUGUCAAAGAGCUGGGCAUAGAGGAUCAGCUGGAGCUAGUCACCUUGCCCAUGGAAAUUCAGCCUCCUCCCCCAGAGCGCGAGGAGUACCGCCAGCGCGUGCACCCCCACAGUACCGUCCCGGCCCUGGAGGUAGAAGGUCAGCCUCCAAUCAUUGAGUCAGCGGCUAUCUGUCUCUUCCUCGCCGACCUCUGCGGAUCCCUGGCACCGGAGUUGGGCAAGAGGGCUGAGUAUUACAACUGGAUCAUCUAUUCCUGCUGUGCCAUGGACGAAAUCCUGGUGACCCUGUUUCAUCAUUGGGAGCUUCUUCCGCCCGAGAAGAAGGACCAGCAGGUCCUCGACAAAACCUCCUUAAGGCCAAGGCAUGCAUGGACUAUAGAGAAGACUCUGGAAGGCAGAGAAUACAUUCUGGGCAAGGAAGAGUUAACACUUUUGCAACAUGUCCCAGCCUGCCUGGCAUUGCUGUCCUCCGAGUCACCACUAUCCGCCCUUUCGCAGUUUUCAGCAGCUGACUGUAUGCUGGGCUUCAACAUAUGGUGGGCAAAUCUAAAAGAAAUGAAGGGUGGCAUUCUUCUUGAGGGACGUCCAAAUAUACAGUCCUACUUGGCCCGAAUCAGCGCUCGGCCAGCCAUGCAGGAGGCAACGAAUGCGAAAGGAAAGUGAACAAGUCUUCAUUGCACACCUCUCGACGGUCGUCAUUUUUAUCGUCAACUGUCGAACACAAAGCCUAACAUGCUAGGUGUCCUUUCUGGUUUAUUAAUGACCUGACAUACUGAAAUUUUAUAAGCAGUACUUCCUAUUAUUUUAUUUGCUUCUGCUGCAGUAAGUGGAUUUCUCAUCUCGGGAAUCAGUUCUUUUUGUACUCUGCUUGAUAUAUUAAAAUUACAUAAAACACUAU
Molecule: messenger RNA, 1345 nt
Organism: Pomacea canaliculata
Lineage: Eukaryota; Metazoa; Mollusca; Gastropoda; Architaenioglossa; Ampullariidae
Source: RefSeq, a predicted model, not a curated record